Rhodotorula graminis WP1 is the source of this 3571-nucleotide messenger RNA. RefSeq lists its product as uncharacterized. Gene Ontology annotation, biological process: mitotic recombination; mismatch repair. The coding region runs from base 1 to 3498 and encodes 1165 amino acids. Gene Ontology annotation, cellular component: nucleus. Gene Ontology annotation, molecular function: ATP binding; mismatched DNA binding; ATP-dependent DNA damage sensor activity. The record is from RefSeq and is a predicted model, not a curated record. NCBI's taxonomy places the organism in Eukaryota, Fungi, Basidiomycota, Microbotryomycetes, Sporidiobolales, Sporidiobolaceae. The transcript is spliced from 13 exons.
AUGGACGACGCGUUGGUUUCGCUCCCACCGCUCGCCCUCGCCGACAUGGCGCCAAAGGGACGAGCCAACGAGGCUCAGCAGACCCUCUCGUCCUUCUUCAAACCCGCCCCGACUGCCAAGAAGCGGCCCAGCGCCCUCGUUGACGGCGUUCUCCUCCUCUCCGACUCGGACGACGACGACGACCAGGGCGACACCGCCCGCCAGCGCUCCAGUGCGCCCGACAGCUCGUCCAGCACCGCCAAGCGGGUCAAGACCGAGCACUCGACCGCCGACUCGCAGCUGCAGCCCAUCGCCUCGACCAGCUCCCUCCCCACCGCCGCACCCUCGGCCGCCACCCAGCGCCUUGCCGCCUUCGCCUACUCGCACGACGCCGCCAGACAGGCGCCCCGCACCCUCACCCCCGCCGACCAGAACCGCCGCGACGAGUUCGCCAAGCGCCUCGCCCUCGGACCCGACCUCCUGCGCAAGUCGCGCUCGAGCUACCUCGAGAAGGACCACUACCUCGCCGCGCACGGCGACGACGACGGCCAGGGUGCGUCGGCGGGCGGAGGCGGCGCGAGCGGCAGCGACGACGGCUCGAGCAGGACCAAGGGCAAGGGCAAGGGUCGGGCCGACCACGAUGACGACGACGACGACGACGGCUCGGCGUCGCCGUUCGCUCAUUUUGCGGCCAAGGGCUCGACGUCAACCGCGGGCGCCAAGAAGGACACCGCCUCGUCGGGCAAGAUCAAGUUCCGCUUCUUCGGCGAGGACGCCCAGGCCGCCUCGCGCGUCCUCAACAUCGCCUGCUUCCCGUCGCAGCACAUGCUCACGGCCUCGAUCCCGACCCACCGCCUCGACUUUCACGUGCGGCGCCUCCUCAACGCGGGCCGCAAGGUCGGCGUCGUCCGUCAGCAAGAGACUGCUGCGCUCAAGAAGGCGUCCGACAACCGCUCGGCCCCGUUCACGCGCGCCCUGAGCGCGCUCUACACGUCGGCGACCUACGUCGACGAGCUCGGCGCCGACUCGCUCUCGAUCCAGGGCGACGGCGAGACGGCGACGCUCAUGUGCAUCGUCGAGGACGCGCCCAAGGGCGGCAAGCAGGGCGCCGACGCCAAGAUCCGCAUCGGCAUUGUCGCCGUUGUCCCAAGCACGGGCACGGUCGUCUACGACGAGUUCGACGACACGCUCAUGCGCGCCGAGCUCGAGACGCGCAUGCUGCACCUGCAGCCGUCCGAGCUGCUGCUCCAGAAGGAGCUCAGCGGCAAGACCGAGUCGAUGGUCAAGUACCUCGCGAGGCAGUACGCCGCCGGCAAGGACGACUUUAGCGCUCGCGUGGACCGCAUCUCGAAGCGCCCGACUGCAGCUCAGGCGACGAGCGCGAUCGCGUCGUUCUACGCCAAGAAGGCGACCAAGGGCGACAAGGGCGACAAGAAGGGCAAGGGCAAGGCGGUCCAGCACGAGCCGAGCGAGAUCGUGCUUUCGUCCGACGACGACGACGACGACGACCAUGAGCCACGCCAGCCGUCGAUGACGCCUGGACCAGACGGACGUCCCGCCGCCGUCCUCGACCUGCCCAAGCUCGUCCUCGUCGCGCUCGCGUCGCUCAUCUCGCACCUCGAGCCGUUCGGCCUGUCGCGCAUCCUUAAGCACGCGUCGUCGUUCGCGCCGUUCGCGUCGCGCGCCGCCAUGACGCUCAACGGCAACACGGUCGCCAACCUCGAGCUCCUGCGCAACUCGACCGACUUUCGCGAGCAGGGCAGCCUCGUGAGCGUGCUCGACCGGUGCAGGACGGCCAUGGGCAAGCGCCUCUUGCGUCGCUGGGUCACCAAGCCGCUCCUCUCGCUCGACCUCAUCACGGAGCGCCACGAUGCCCUCACCGCCAUCCACACGUCGUCGGCGUCGCUCACCCUGUCCAAGCUGCGCGACCUCCUGCGCACGCUCCCCGACCUCGAGCGCGGCCUGUCGCGCAUCCACCUCGGGCGCGCCAAGCCGCAGGAGCUCCUGCGCGUCCUCGAGUCGUUCGUCCGCACCGGCAGGGUCUUUGAGGAGCUCGAGAGCGAGGAGGCGGGCGAGGACGAGGACGGCGCCGGCCGCGGCCGGAUCAAGAGCGCGCUCCUCAAGCGCAUUGUCGAGGACUUGCCGCGCGUCAAGGACACGGCCGAGGCGCUCGUCGGCGAGCUCGAGCUCAAGGCGGCGCGCGACGGCAACAAGGAGGCGCUGUUCGCCGACGAGGACAAGUACCCGGACCUCAAGGAGUGCAAGGACGGUCUCGCGCGCACGAUGGAGGCGAUGCAGGACGAGCUCAAGUCGGCGCGCAAGAUCCUGCGCAAGCCGGCUCUGCAGUUCACCAAGGUGUCGCAGGAGGAGUAUCUGCUCGAGGUCAAGGUCGCCGAGGCCAAGAGCGUCCCGGCCGACUGGGUGCGCAUCUCGGCGACCAAGCAGGUGCACCGCUACCGGUCGCCGGCGCUGCAGAAGAAGAUCGACAAGCUCGAGCAGUGGAAGGAGAAGAUCGCUGGCGCCGCGAGCGACGCUUUCCUCGCCUUCCUCCAGGAGGUCGCGUCGCACUACGAGCUCUUCCGCCAGACGAUCGUCUCGCUCGCCACCGCCGACUGCCUCUUCAGCCUCGCCCUCGUCGCGCACGAGAACGACUGGGCACGCCCGACGCUCGUCACCGAGGCGGGCAAGGUCGAGCUCAAGGGCGCACGUCACCCGAUCAUCGAGGCCAUCUCGCACGAGGUGUUCGUCCCGAACGACGUCGAGUUUGGCCAGGGCAAGCGGCGCCACAUGCUCCUCACGGGCCUCAACAUGGGCGGCAAGUCGUCGCUGUCGCGCAGCAUCGCCCUCAUCGCGCUCCUCUCCCAGAUGGGCUCGUUCGUCCCCGCCGCGUCGGCGACGCUCUCGCUCUUCGACGGCAUCUUCACCCGCAUGGGCGCUUCGGACGACCUCGCCCGCGGCCGUUCGACUUUCAUGGUCGAGCUGAGCGAGACGUCGGCCAUCCUGCGCGCGGCGACGCCCCGGUCGCUCCUCAUCCUCGACGAGCUCGGGCGCGGCACGUCGACGCACGACGGGCUCGCCAUCGCGCACGCCGUCCUCGAGCACCUCGUGCGCGCCGUCGAGUGCACGACCGUCUUUGUGACGCACUACCCGGCGCUCGGCGUGCUCGCGCGCCGGUUCCCGGGCCAGGUGACGGCCGAGCACAUGGCGUGCCGCGAGGAGGAGGCGCACGACGGCGAGCCGCCGAGGAUCACGUUCCUGUACAAGCUCGUCGACGGCCUCGCGAGCGCGAGCCACGGGCUCAACGUCGCGCGCCUCGCCGAGAUCCCCGAGCAGGUCGUGCAGAGGGCCAAGGACAAGGGCCUCGAGAUGGAGCGCGUCGAGAGGGAGCGCACGGCGAGGAGGAGGGAGAGGAGGCUCGCCGAGGUGCUGCGCCGUGUCGACGGGCUCACUCGAGGCGGCGAGGCGCAGAAGGCGGGACGCGAGGUGAUCGAGCUGUGCGAGGUGGCGCUUGCCAAGUAGCUCUCGUCUGUAGAGCUCUCUCUCGAGGAGGUCGCGCUUGCAACGAGAACGAGGAGACGUCGCUUUCACACCC